CUUCACACACAUCUGUCAGCGUUGCUCAUCUGCUGUUAUCCCGGCGCGGAUUGUAAAAUGUCUUCUGUGGAAGAAAUGUCCAACUCUGUGAGGGAGGAUCUGAAGGAGGAAGGAGGUGAAGAGGAGAAUGUAGAGGAGGAGAUGGAGAUGGACUUUGAGGAGCAUGUUAAAGGAGCUUAUUUACUCUACAAGGACAGGAAAGAGUGGGCCGAUCUAGAUCCUGUUCCUCAAGACGAUGGACCCAACCCAGUGGUGAAGAUUGCUUAUUCAGAAAAAUUCACAGAUGUGUUUGACAUGUUCCGGGCGCUCCUGAAGAAAGAUGAAAGGAGUGAGAGAGCGCUUGCACUGACCGAUGAAGCCAUCGAUCUCAAUGCCGCCAAUUACACAGUGUGGCACUACAGGAGAGUUUUACUUCAGACUUUAGGUAAAGACCUGAGAGAGGAGAUGAAGUACAUCACAGCCAUCAUAGAAGAUCAACCUAAGAACUACCAAGUCUGGCACCACAGGAGAAUGGUGGUGGAGUGGUUACACGACCCGUCAGAGGAGUUGCAAUUUGUAGCAGAAAUUCUCAGUCAAGAUGCGAAGAACUACCACGCGUGGCAGCACAGACAGUGGGUCAUCCAGGAGUUUAAACUGUGGGAUGGAGAGUUGGAGUACGUGGAGGAGCUGUUAGAAGACGACGUGAGGAAUAACUCUGCCUGGAAUCAGAGACACUAUGUCAUAAGUCACACCAGCGGAUACUCUGACCCUGCGGUCCUGGACAGAGAAGUCCAGUACACACUAAAACAAAUACAGAAAGCGCCUCACAACGAAAGUGCCUUGAACUAUUUAAAAGGGAUUCUGCAGGAUAGAGGUUUGUCCUCAUACCCCGGACUGCUGGAACGGGUGACCGAGAUUCAGGACUCGUGCGCUUCUCCGUAUCUCAGCGCCUUUCUGGUCGAUCUGUAUGAAGACGCUCUAGAGACCAACAACUCCAGCAGCAAUCAGCAAGAAACUCUUAAGAAGGCCCUGGAGCUCUGUAAGUUGUUGGCAGAGGAGAAGGACACCAUAAGAAGGGAAUACUGGAACUACAUUGGCCGCUCUCUCCAGAACACCUAUGGCUCAGAAGACUCCGCCCCCUGCUCAUCUGACCCGCCCCCUUCAUCAUCCCAUCAGUCUGUCGCAGAGAUCAGUGACCCAUGAGCUUCACCACACACUUGAAAUACUAAGAACUGAGAGGACUCUUCAUACGUGUGUGUGAGAUCAGGCUUGCAGUGAGCCUGGCAGCGCUUGUACGUCAAAGAAACGUCUAAAACUUCAGUUCGCCAUAUAAAAACACAAUCAUACCUUUAAAGAGAGAAUUCAUCUAAAAAAUGACAAUUCUUUCAUCAUUUAUUCACCCUCAUGUCAUUCAAACAUGACUUUCUUCUGCAGAACUUGAGUAACCAAACUAGUCCUAUACAGGUUCUGAAUGACACGCGGGUGAAUAAGUGAUCACAGAAAUAUUAUUUUCAGAUGAACUAUCGCUUUCAGUGAAGGAGAAUGGAACGAAUUUGUCCGGUAAAUCACAACAGCCAUCUUUCGUUUGAGCUAUCAUGUGCUUUGGCUUUCUACAGUCAAAGGUCUUGUGUCAUUUAUCAGAACAUGCUUCAGGUUCUUAUUGCCAAAAUAAUCUGCUGUCCUGCAAUUAAUUUCAAACACUGCUCAACCUGUAACUCUACACACAUUUUUGUAUCUUCAUAAAUAAUAAUCAUUCAUUCUAAAGGUUUAUUUCUUGUCCUACAUUUCCUGUUUCCCGACCGAGAUGAAAGGAAGAUGUGAACGCGGUUUUGACGUUUGUUGUUUAAGAUCGUUUGAUUUCAGGCUGAGUCUGCCAACAUUUCAUUAACCUUUAAAAAGACAGAAAUGCUUUUAGAUCAGAGUUAAACCUCCGGUAAUUACAUCUUACAAACACGAUAACUAACACGACAUCUGAUGCGUUUGAUAGUGUGUUGUACAUCUAAGAGCUCACAGAUGCUUGGUUAUGAGCUGGAAUAGAUGUGUUUGGUCGUAGUGUGUUGAAGGUAUUUCUGCGAGUCCUAGACGUCAUCCGCAGGCUUUUAUCGCAUGUUCUGUGUUGACUUUUAAGGACGGUCUGCAGAACUUGAGGGAUGGGAUUUAAACACGGUGAAGUGAAGCUUAGCAUAUUACACAGACCCUGGUUUCAGAAAAUAAUCAAGUAAAUCCAAACCGUACAAAAUGUGUAAUACAUGAAUGACAGGGUUUUCUGCAGGGCUUAUGUCAAGUGUCCUAUAAAAAAAUGUUUGUUCUCAUAAAAAAAGCGUACUCUCCUGCAGGGUCUAGAUGCAAACUUAGUGAAGAUCAGAUAAAGUAGUCGGAACCGAUCACCUAAUCUUCCGAUAUAUGGCGGGUUAGAGCAUGGCGCUAGCAACGGCAAGGUCAUGGGUACGAUCCCAGGGAUUGCACAUAUUUCAUAGUUCAAAUCCCGGUUCGUGGUCAUUUCUCGAAUCCACUCCACGUCUCCCUCCCACUUGAAUUCACUGUACGGUCUAAAUAAAGGCAAAAAAGCUGGGGAAAAAUCUAAAAAAACAAAAACAUAUCACAAAGUAAUAUACACCGACCCACACAGGGUUUUCUAAGUGUGUCAUUUAUUGAUUCUGUUCUUGAGUCAUUCGGCUCUUUCAUUUUUAUUAUGGAAACCAAUUAAAGUGUUAAACUCUUAAGUCUUGAAUCCAUUCUGCAGAUUUCCCUCAGAUUCAUUGCGGGAAACGUGAAAAUACAAUAAAUUCUGGGCCCGCUUACAAGCCAAGAUGUGCAUGCCACAGAAUCGCCAUCAAGAAUGAUGAACACCUUAAUCAUUGGGGCAAACAAUUUAUUUUUUAGAUUUGUACAACCAAUACUUCUCUACCUGCAUAUCAUUAACAAUCUGUUAUUUUUGAAGAGAGCCGCUUAUUGCUUCACUCUAGGCCACUGCAGGUAUGAAGAAGGCUUUAACAAUAUCAAUGAUAUUUCUGCUUUAUUAACACAAACCGUUUGCUUUUAUGUUUUUUUUUUUGUAACAAACACUUGUGUUUACUGAUGCAAGCCCUGAUUUCAACAGUACAUAUCAGGGCAGCCUUCCUGAAGUACACCAAGGGUGUAAUGAUGCUGUUUGAGAGACACUCGUGUGAUGAAGAGCCUGCGGGGGGGUUUCAAGUGUUUAUAGUGUUGAGCUCUUGCUCUUGACGAGAUUCUUACUGUAAUAUUAUGUCACACUGUUGAAUUCCUCUGGUCUGCUUACUAAAACAAGUACCGUGGUGUUGUAUAUGGACUCUGGUACUGAAGGAUUAUUUUCAUGUUCCUUGGAAUUUACUAAAUACACCGUUUUAGCAUGUCCAACAUUUAGAUGCGUUGUUGGUCAUUGUAUGUUUGCAAUAUAAGAAGGCUUGUGCUUCAAUAAAUUGCUACUUUUGUUGAA
Messenger RNA from Triplophysa dalaica, 3436 nucleotides. RefSeq names its product farnesyltransferase, CAAX box, alpha (gene fnta). Gene Ontology annotation, biological process: protein farnesylation; protein geranylgeranylation. Lineage: Eukaryota; Metazoa; Chordata; Actinopteri; Cypriniformes; Nemacheilidae. Gene Ontology annotation, cellular component: cytoplasm; CAAX-protein geranylgeranyltransferase complex; protein farnesyltransferase complex. The transcript has 9 exons. Gene Ontology annotation, molecular function: CAAX-protein geranylgeranyltransferase activity; protein farnesyltransferase activity. Bases 58 to 1182 code for a protein of 374 amino acids. The record is from RefSeq and is a predicted model, not a curated record.